Punctularia strigosozonata HHB-11173 SS5 is the source of this 1634-nucleotide messenger RNA. RefSeq lists its product as uncharacterized. Gene Ontology annotation, biological process: regulation of DNA-templated transcription. Gene Ontology annotation, molecular function: DNA-binding transcription factor activity. Lineage: Eukaryota; Fungi; Basidiomycota; Agaricomycetes; Corticiales; Punctulariaceae. The record is from RefSeq and is a predicted model, not a curated record. The transcript is spliced from 10 exons. Bases 1 to 1398 code for a protein of 465 amino acids.
AUGUCAACCGCUCGUGGGCAGUCCUAUGACCCCCAGGAUUCUGAUAUAGAAACACCGUCGUUAGACGGACAUGAGGGAGAGACCGGCAAGGAUGCAGCGAAACCAGGACGAAAGAAGAAUCCAAAUUCGCAGGCAGCUCGUCGAGACCAGAAUCGCAUCGCUCAGCGUGAGUUCCGACUCAGGAAGCAGCAACGCAUUCGUGAUCUCGAAGCCCGCGUAGAGAUCCUAUCAGGUAGUAAAGAUGAGGCAGUAUCAGAGCUGAGAUUGACACUGAAAGACCUCAUGGAGGAGAAUCAGCAGCUGCGUAAUCUUGUGCGGGGACUGAGUCAAUUCAUCGGCGAAGGUUCUGGCGGUUUACUCUCGAAACUUGGCUGGGGUAUGGAAGAGUUCACAAAUUUUGUCAACCGAGGCGAGACGGACACUGCAUACGAGAGCUAUCAACGACGGAAGAAGCUACGCGCGGAACAAGAAGCAGCUGCAGCAUCGCAAAACGGCCAGGGCGGUCACAAGCGUUCUGCAGAAGAACAAUCCAUCAUGGGACCAUCCAAAAAGGCUAGAGAGAGCAGCUUACUACCUGACCCCCAAAGCAUUGGGACAUAUCCGCUUAUGGUAUCCGUGCCUCCCGCUCCUUCCCCUGGCAGCACGCAUACUGGCGCAGGUCGCUCUUCACACGAAAGCAGCCUGUUCUCGGAUUUAAUGCGAGGCUCCGGAGGCUCUCCCAUGUUCAUGCCCCCAGCUCCCGCUUCCACUCAAUCUACGUCGCCAACCUACGGCAACCAACCUGUCUCGAAUGCUGUGAAUGGCCAGCUCGCGUAUCAACCGCCUUACGCGAAUCCUCCCAUUAUGCCUUCUGGCACUAUGAAUUCGGAGACACCGCUUGUAUCAAUGCCGUUUACUAGCAAUACGCCGGUCUCCAUGUCCCAACCUCAACGUACAAUAACUGAGCAGGUGACACCAAGGGAGGCGGAUGUCGAAGACGACCCAAAGAAGAAUGAAGCAUAUAAACUCAUACAUUAUCAUCUUGAUAACUACAAGCGGAAUCGUGGAUAUUGCUUACCCGCUUCUUUGCGGCCCACUCUGGUGCAGAGCACGGUCCCUCAUGAAAGUGUAAUCGACGGUAUUGUGCAUCCUGAGCUGCGUGAUAGGAUUAUUCUCCUGCGAGGUCGAUUCGACUUGAUUGACUGUCUACACGAGUAUCGUAUAAAUGUGACGGUCCAUGGCGACGAUGUAUUAGCCCACACAAAUUGGGAGCUCAACGAAAAGUGGUUGAGGAAAUAUAGUUUUCUUGCCGACCAAGCAACCCUCAAUACAGCCAACCGUUGGAGAAGAGAGCGCGGCGAGCCCGACUUGCUGAUAACUGACAUCGUACCUGGAGACGGAUCUUCGGAAGAGUCUUGAAUUCCGCUCUCCGGGUGAUUGCGGCUCUCUAGGGUUUUACUGCCACGUUUUUCAUUGUUGUGUCCUGUGUUAACUCGAUGUAUCUCUAGUGACAAAGUACCCAUUUGUAUAGUAUUAUUUGUCGAGUAAUAGCUUGAUGACAGAACUUGCACUGAGAUAGCGGACAGCGCCUGUCCCCUUGAGUAUCACCACGAAGCCUUGCGGACGCCAGGCAAUUCGCCGUUGCGCGCUUUGAG